Molecule: messenger RNA, 4603 nt
Organism: Cotesia glomerata
Lineage: Eukaryota; Metazoa; Arthropoda; Insecta; Hymenoptera; Braconidae
Gene: wdb
Product: serine/threonine-protein phosphatase 2A 56 kDa regulatory subunit epsilon isoform
Exons: 10
Coding region: 1288-2715 (475 amino acids)
Biological process (GO): protein dephosphorylation; signal transduction
Cellular component (GO): protein phosphatase type 2A complex; nucleus; cytosol
Molecular function (GO): protein phosphatase activator activity
Source: RefSeq, a predicted model, not a curated record
AUAAGUGAAGGGCGACGGGUGUGCAAGAACUGUUACAGUUUUUUUGGUUUAAUUAAUUUAGAAAAGGCAUUAACAGUGGCUUGUGUCAGCCAAAUGCCAUAAGCAUAGACAUAAAUAAUACCCCAAGAAUAAUUGAAACAAUCACUAUAACUAAUACCGAGUACCAAGUGUUUUUAACAAAACCAUCGUCUCUGUCGUCAGAUCGUCUCGUGUGUUGUGUGUGUAUGUGUGUCUCGGUCUAUGUCUGUACAGGGGAUGAGUAUAAUAUAAUCAUACACAGUACAGUGUGCAGAGAAACGUUGAUGCAGCAUAGCAUUACAUUAAAGUUUUGAUAAAAUAUAUAAUAAUAAAUUGUAGGAAUAAAAAGAAGACGCGGUGGACAAUGGUUGAACGCGUCCCGGGAGGUCUCGGCGCCCUCGAUGCGGUACAAAAAUGAAACAAGCUCAUCCGCAACAAGCAGCUGAUGGCGGCCGAGUGCUGUUCUAGAGAGCCUCCAUGUCUGUCGUUUUAAUCAGUUGAUCGGAUUUUUUUUUACUUUUCAUCAUCCAACAAGAGUAGUGAUUUGCUGUUGAUAAUAAAAAAAAAUAUAUACAUGUAUCUGUGGAUAUAUAUGUAUAUAUAACUAUACUUGAUGGAACGCGUGGUCACGAGGUAACCUCUCUUGUGACAUAAAAACACAUACUGAACGCACGUGAGAUAAUAUAAAAAGAAGAUAAAGGAAAAAAAAAAAACACAAGGAAAAGCAAGAGGAAGAGGAGCUAAGCUAGUAAAUCUUAAAGGCGCUCUAUCUCGCCAGCAGUUGUGUAUUAGUGACAACGCCUAGCUCAUCAUCAUCAUCACCGUCGUCAUCGUCAUCGUGGACUCAUUUUUCAGUCAUUGAAAACAACUUUUUCCCAGUGCAACACACUUGUGGAAAUAUAUUGACUGUUUAAAAUUAAAAAAACCUGUACUCUAGUACAUAAAACGUGUUGACAGACAUUUUAAGUGUAAUAUUAUUAUUGUUGCUGUUAUUAUUAUAAUUAUUAAUACUUGGAUAAUAAUAUAUAGUAUAGUAUAGUAUAAUAUAUAAUAUAAACAUUACGAAUAAUCGGUUACUACUGGUGUUAAUUAUCUACAGUGUAAUUUAAUUUGAGGAAUGCAGCCACCGGCUCAUCAGGGUGGUCCUUAUUAUUGUAAAGUAUAGCCGCCACGAUCUCAGCCAAAGAUACGGAUUCGAGGCACGAGCGUGACGCCGGUGAUUUAAAUAAUCCAUCCAGCAUCCGCAGUGCCUCAAAUCUCACAACCAACAUGUCAUCUGCGACGUUUGUUGAUCGGAUAGAUCCAUUUUCCAAGCGAUCCCUUAAAAAGAAGUCGAAAAAAUCACAAGGCUCGUCGCGGUAUCGCAAUUCGCAGGACGUCGAGCUUCAGCAGCUACCUCAGCUUAAAGAUGUUACUCCGUCAGAGCAGGAAGAGUUGUUCAUUAGGAAACUACAGCAAUGUUGUGUCGCUUUCGACUUCAUGGAUCCUGUUGCCGAUCUCAAGGGUAAAGAAAUCAAGCGUAGCACCCUUAAUGAAUUGGUGGAAUACAUCACAGCAGGACGUGGGGUGCUUACUGAACCUGUUUACCCCGAGAUCAUCAAGAUGAUUUCGGCAAACCUAUUUCGAACGUUGCCACCAAGUGAAAAUCCAGACUUUGAUCCUGAAGAGGAUGAUCCAACAUUAGAAGCGAGCUGGCCCCAUUUACAAUUGGUCUAUGAAUUCUUUUUACGUUUUUUAGAGUCAUCGGAUUUUCAACCGACGAUUGGAAAAAAAGUUAUUGACCAAAAAUUCGUUUUACAACUGUUAGAAUUAUUUGACUCAGAAGACCCUAGAGAGCGAGAUUUUUUGAAAACGGUUUUGCAUCGUAUCUACGGUAAAUUUCUUGGCCUGCGAGCUUUUAUACGCAAACAGAUUAACAACAUUUUCCUCAGGUUUGUGUACGAGACAGAGCACUUUAAUGGUGUCGGCGAGCUACUGGAAAUUUUAGGUAGCAUUAUCAACGGUUUCGCACUCCCGCUGAAAGUAGAGCAUAAGCAAUUUUUAGUCAAGGUGCUAUUACCACUGCAUAAAGUUAAAUGUUUAUCGCUAUAUCACGCGCAACUGGCGUACUGCGUGGUGCAAUUUCUUGAAAAAGAUGCAACUCUAACAGAACCUGUGGUGCGAGGGCUACUAAAAUUCUGGCCUAAGACUUGCAGCCAGAAAGAAGUGAUGUUUCUCGGGGAAAUUGAAGAGAUACUUGAUGUUAUAGAACCUAGCCAAUUUGUUAAAAUACAAGAGCCUUUGUUCAGGCAAAUAGCGCGUUGUGUCUCGUCGCCGCACUUUCAGGUUGCAGAAAGGGCAUUGUAUUUCUGGAACAAUGAAUACAUUAUGUCGCUGAUUGAAGAAAACAAUCAUGUGAUAAUGGGAAUAAUGUUCCCGGCGUUGUACAGGAUCAGUAAGGAGCACUGGAAUCAGACGAUUGUUGCUCUUGUUUAUAAUGUUCUUAAAACUUUUAUGGAAAUGAACAGCAAGCUUUUUGAUGAACUAACUGCCAGUUAUAAAUCCGAGCGGCAAAAAGAGAAAAAACGAGAAAAAGAAAGAGAUGAACUAUGGAAAAAGUUGAAUGAAUUAGAGAUUGAACGACGCGGCGCAAUUAUGGGAACACCUAAUACUCCAGUUCCAGCCACGCCUGUAUCUGCGACACGAGCUCGUCCCUGAACUGGUAAAAAUUAAGUACCACGCUGCCCAAUUGUUAGUCCUUAGUUUACGUCAAAUUUUCCGUAUACAAGCUGAAAAUACAAAUUGUCAUUGUUAGUGAAAAGAAACAAAAAAAAAAUAAUAAUAAAAAACAAAAAAAAAUUAAACAUAAGUAUGUCAAGCAGUGACGUUACUAACGUGAAGUAUCAAUUAUUCCUCUUGUUAAUUACGCCUGAACAGCUGCAGGGUUAGGAUAAAAAGAACUAUCGGCUACCAACAAAGAAGUUGAGAAAAAAUAAAAUACAACAAUCGUACUCUUGACACCCAGGACUAUUAAAGUAAUCAGUGCGGGACGAUAAAAAAAAAAAAUUAAAUUAAACUAAAGUAAAAUAAUAAAAAAUAAAGAAUGAAAGAAAUUUAGUGACUAUGUUCACUUGAGGUCGUAUUAGAGGCCUUGACUAAUUUCUGAUAAUUUUAUUGUGUAUAUUAAUUUUUAUUAAUUUUGACGGCAAUGAAUUAUGUUGUAUGGUGUAUAAUCAGUGUCAGCACGUAAAAAAAAAAAAGAUUUCAAUAUGAGAAUGUUAGUCCCUUCUUAAUAAAGCUCGCUUGUAUUUUGUUGAAGAAGAUGAUUCAAAUGAGACGAUUCAAAUAACAAAUAUUAUAUUAAGUGUACGAUUGAUGAUACAUAUAAAUUUAACAAUUAUUAUUAUUAUUAUUAUUAUUAUUAAUAUUAAUUUUAGAUGUGAUAUUUUUGCAUUGUCACGUCUAAAUAAUUAAUAAAUAAAUUAAUAUUUAAAACUGAAUACAGAGAAGCAAUUUUUAUUAAUUCUCUGUUGAAACUGAAAAGAUUGACAUCUCAUAUGAAUCCUCGUCGUCAACAAUUGAUAGGAGGGGCAUUGUUUGAAAUGUAUCAUAUAUACGUAUUAAUGAUGAUUGAUGAUGAUAACUAUAACAAGAACUUGAUUAAUUAAUAAAUUAGAUAAAAAUAUAAAUAUAUAUAAUUAUACAUUAUUAUACAAAAUAAAAAAAAGUAUAGUUAUAUUGAUGAUGAUAAUACUGAUCAACACAGUAAUUUAAAAAAAAAUCACAUUACAAAAUUUUACACUCCUAACAUAAAAACAUUUACUCCUACACAUACACACUGUACUCAAUACAUUUAAUUCAGAAGGGAAAAAGAAAUAAUUAAAUCCUAAAGGAUUAAAUAAACAAAACCCACAGUGCUAUCUAUAUUAACAAGUGCAUCAACCGUGUAUUCGUAACCGGUCGCGCAAUUUUAUUUUAAUUUAUUAUAUAUUUUUGUUUCUUUUAAUUAAAAGGACGAUAAUCGCGUCUUAGUGUGUAUGUAAGUGCGUGCAAAUAAAUAAUAACACUUAUGAGUUAAUAUAAUAAUGAUAAAUAAAUAAUUGAAGUAAUAAAGACGAAAUUCAAUGAGAGAAACAAUUAUAACAUAAAAAGAUACAUGUUGUUUUUUAAAACGAAAGAAUGAUUAUUAAUAAUAAUAAUAAUAAUAAUAUUGAUAAAUUAAUAAUAAUAAUAAUAAUAAUAUAAUUAAUAGAAAAAUAUGCAAGGGACAAGUUAUACAAGGAAAAAAAAAUAAUUGUACCAAAUUAUCCAUGGUUACUUAUAAAUAUAAUUAAUAAAUAGAGAUAAAAUGCAUAAUAAGAAUUUAUUCGGAGCUGGGCUCCCACCGGCCACCGUGAAAGUGUACGUGGGAAGUUUUUAAAACUUAAAAAAAAAAUUUUUCUUACAAUUGCAUAAUGAUGACUGUGCAUUAGAAUGAUUAACAGAUAGUUAAGAAAGAGAUAAAUAACUAAAAAUGAAAUUAAUAAUAACAAAUACGAUUGACAUGUGAAUGAAUGACUGCUCACAUUUUAUUUGUUUGUUGAUAAAAUUUAGCUGUCGGCAUUAA